Molecule: messenger RNA, 3527 nt
Organism: Salvelinus fontinalis (brook trout)
Lineage: Eukaryota; Metazoa; Chordata; Actinopteri; Salmoniformes; Salmonidae
Product: cytohesin-2-like
Exons: 13
Coding region: 203-1396 (397 amino acids)
Biological process (GO): regulation of ARF protein signal transduction
Molecular function (GO): guanyl-nucleotide exchange factor activity
Source: RefSeq, a predicted model, not a curated record
CGUUGAUCUUCAGCCUCGAGCCUAUAAUGUGACGGGAGAGAGAGGGGGGUGUGUUGCAACAAGAUAAUCUUGACUGUCACUUUACAUUAUCGAGCUGUGGAGUUUGCAUGGACGACACCGGUUUGUUACUCUGUCAUGUUUAAAUACCUGUAGUCUAUAGGGUCCGUAGGCUACCGAUUUUGACCGUUUCUCCUGUGUGCCAAUGACCGAUUGCCAAAUGGUGUCUUCAGAUUUCACUGCAGACGAGAGGUUGGAGAUCGAGAGCAUGAAGAUGCAUAAGAGAGACCUGCUAGAGGACAUCCAGAAGCUAAAGAUGGAGAUUGACAAAGUCAUGGCAGAAGUUCAAGACUUUGAGUCUACAGAGGAGAACAAAGUCCUUGAGAAAGGAAAGCAGUUCUCAAGCGGGAAGAAGAAAUUCAACAUGGACCCUAAAAAGGGUAUCAACUACCUGGUAGAGAACAAGCUUCUGGAGAGGAACCCCCAGCCAAUAGCAGAGUUCCUUUACAAGGAGGAGGGGCUCAAUAAGACUGCUAUUGGAGACUACCUGGGAGAGAGAGAAGACCUCCACCUCCAGACACUGAAAGCCUUUGUGGACCUCCAUGAGUUGUCAGACCUCAACCUGGUACAGGCACUGAGGCAGUUCCUGUGGAGUUUCCGUCUGCCCGGCGAGGCUCAGAAGAUUGACCGCAUGAUGGAAUCCUUCGCCACACGCUACUGUGACUGUAACGCUGAAGUCUUUCAGUCUACAGACACCUGCUACAUCCUGUCGUUUGCCAUCAUCAUGUUGAACACCAGCCUCCACAACCCCAACGUGAAGGACAAGACCCCUCUAGAGAGAUUCAUCUCUAUGAACAGAGGCAUCAACAACGGAGGGGACCUGCCCAAUGAGCUGCUCACGAAACUGUACGACAGCAUCAGGAACGAGCCCUUUAAAAUCCCAGAGGAUGAUGGGAACGACCUGACUCACACCUUCUUCAACCCCGACAGGGAGGGAUGGCUCCUCAAACUAGGAGGCAGAGUGAAGACGUGGAAGAGAAGAUGGUUCAUCCUGACUGAUAACUGCCUCUACUACUUUGAGUACACCACUGACAAGGAGCCCAGAGGCAUCAUCCCUCUGGAGAACCUGUGUGUGAAAGAGGUGGUGUAUGCACGCAAACCGUACUGUCUGGAGCUGUAUAACCCCAACAGCAGGGGUCAGAAGAUCAAGGCGUGUAAGACAGAGACAGACGGCAGAGUGGUGGAGGGGAAACACCAGUCGUACACGAUCUGUGCCGCUACAGCUGAGGAACGAGACACAUGGAUAAAGAGCAUCAGAGCCAGCAUCACCAAGGACCCCUUCUAUGACCUGGUGUCGGUGCGUAAGAAGAAGGUGAUCAACCAGGCUCCCCAAGACUGAGACAGGACAGCACCCCCUGUGGAUCAAUCACAGUACUGCAUCACAGAGGGAGAUGGAACCCCUACAGCAAAUAGUACAAUCAAUAGACUUUGGUUCAGGUUCAGUGGAUCUGACUAAGCAUUGGGAACCUGGACACUUUCAGCAGUGAGAAUCAGGACUUUCUACCUAAAAAAGGAAUUAGAAAUUAACCUUUGUCAUAAUGAGGGAUAAUUUGUUUUGUUGCAAGAAGAGUUCCUGAGAAGACUGCUGGGGGAAACACUGAUUUGGACUUUUAUCUGGAUUAAUUCAAAGGGUGGAACUGUGUACUGUCUGGAAGAGUGACUUCUCAUUUUGAACCACGGCCGUGUCAAAGGACUUCCUUCUUAUCCUGUGAGAUGAAAUACUGUCAUUGUCAGCAGCUGUCAACGUGACCUGUACAUACUGUUUGUUGUUAAGGUGACAGAAGCGAAGCCAAGAGAGUGGUUUCUCAUGUGUACAUAGUGCAGAUAGAAACAACCUCAAGCAUGGCUGAUUCCACCUACUGUCCUUGUAUGACUCUUUGAUUGUGUCCCAAAUGGUGCACUAUUCUCUAUACAGUGCACUACUUUCCACCAGAGCCUUAUGGACCCUGGUCAAAAGUGGUGCACUAAAUAGGGAAUAGGGUGCCAUUUGAGAUGCAGCCCUUGUCUGCUGUUAUAAGACCUCUGUGUCUGGUUUAUCAUACCUGUUCUAUGUACUGGAUGUACAUCAUGCUAAUAGAUACCACCUCGAACGUUGCUGGCUUCACCAACUGUACUGGGGCGGCAGGUAGCCUAGUGGUUAAGAGUAUUGGGCCAGUAGCCACGAGGCUGCUGGUUCGAAUCCCCGAGCCGCCUAGGUGAAAAUGCCCUUGAGCAAGGCGCUUGACCCAUAAUGUUUGUGUAAAUUGCUCUGGAUAAGAGUGUCUGUUAAAUGACUGAAAUGUAUGUCUCUGUAUGCUAAUACUUUAGAGAGGAUCUCUGAGUCGCCUGGUUAUUGUAUCUGUUCUGUCCACUAUGUCUAUAGAUAAGACUGUAUUGGUUAGAGAGAGAAACCAUCACAUCUCACCAGGAAGUCAACACACUAUUUAUAUCACAGAGGUGAACAGAGAUAGCAUACAAACACACAAAGAACUCGUCUGUCACCGUCAUGCCAUACAAGCACCAAACACACACAGCACCUGGGAGUACAUAUACAGAACCUGGGAGUACAUAUACAGACCCUGGGAGUACAUAUACAGACCCUGGGAGUACAUAUACAGAACCUGGGAGUACAUAUACAGAACCUGAGAGUACAUAUACAGAACCUGGGAGUACAUAUACAGACCCUGGGAGUACACAAACAGAACCUGUGAGUACAUAUACAGAACCUGGGAGUACAUAUACAGACCCUGGGAGUACAUAUACAGACCCUGGGAGUACAUAUACAGACCCUGGGAGUACAUAUACAGACCAUGGGAGUACAUAUACAGAACCUGGGAGUACAUAUACAGAACCUGGGAGUACAUAUACAGAACCUGAGAGUACAUAUACAGAACCUGGGAGUACAUAUACAGACCCUGGGAGUACACAAACAGAACCUGUGAGUACAUAUACAGAACCUGGGAGUACAUAUACAGACCCUGGGAGUACAUAUACAUAACCUGGGAGUACAUAUACAGACCCUGGGAGUACAUAUACAGAACCUGGGAGUACAUAUACAGACCCUGGGAGUACACAAACAGAACCUGUGAGUACAUAUACAGAACCUGGGAGUACACAUACAGACCCUGGGAGUACAUAUACAGACCCUGGGAGUACACAUACAGAACCUGGGAGUACAUAUACAGAACCUGGGAGUACAUAUACAGACCCUGGGAGUACACAUACAGACCAUGGGAGUACAUAUACAGACCCUGGGAGUACAUAUACAGAACCUGGGAGUACAUAUACAGACCCUGGGAGUACACAUACAGACCAUGGGAGUACAUAUACAGACCCUGGGAGUACAUAUACAGACCCUGGGAGUACAUAUACAGAACUAUUGUCUCUACCAUGUUCUUCUAUUCAUGUUUAUUUUUUUAUCUUGUUCUUUAAUUGUUCAAUUGAUUAUUAAAUAAAUGGCAUACAAAGGCCAUUGUGAACAUGUCAGAUUA